AUGGAGCGCCUUUUGAACGAGAAACGUGUGAAGAAACUUAGAGAACAAGAGGAGGCACGGAUCAGGGAGCUUGAAGCGCAAAAAGCAGAGAUUGAAAGGCAACUUGCUGAAGAAGAUGCCAAGAGAAAGAAGACAUCUUUGGCAAUGGUAGACAAACUGAUUAACAGUCGAAUUGGCGCUCUCUUGGGUCAGGUGAAUACUGAGACUUCUGAAGUGAAAUCAAAACUACCUGCCCGGUUAAGCGAUGAUGAGGCGGAUAAGGAUCGUGAUGAGAUGCGCAGAAAACUCGGUCACGGAGUAGAGACAGAGAUCGACGGAGGCGACGGCGGUCCAGCGACUCGCGUAGUAGCGACAGGGACUCACGAAAACGUAAGAAAGAACGGAGGUGACGAAUAG
Molecule: messenger RNA, 396 nt
Organism: Angiostrongylus costaricensis
Lineage: Eukaryota; Metazoa; Nematoda; Chromadorea; Rhabditida; Metastrongylidae
Source: the annotation of a GenBank genome assembly